This is a messenger RNA of Merops nubicus (carmine bee-eater), 6350 nucleotides long. RefSeq names its product probable ubiquitin carboxyl-terminal hydrolase FAF-X. Lineage: Eukaryota; Metazoa; Chordata; Aves; Coraciiformes; Meropidae. The annotation marks the transcript as partial. The transcript is spliced from 34 exons. Gene Ontology annotation, cellular component: cytosol; nucleus. Gene Ontology annotation, molecular function: cysteine-type endopeptidase activity; cysteine-type deubiquitinase activity. Gene Ontology annotation, biological process: cell migration; protein deubiquitination. The record is from RefSeq and is a predicted model, not a curated record.
AUGAAAUUGCAUAUCUUGAUUUUUUUUUUUCUUUUUUUCUAUUUUAAAAUAGGCCUUGAUGUGAAAAGUGAAGCAUGCCAGCGAUUUUUUCGAGAUGGGUUAACAAUAUCAUUCACAAAAAUCCUUACCGAUGAGGCAGUGAGCGGAUGGAAGUUUGAGAUUCAUAGAUGUAUUAUUAACAACACUCAUCGACUAGUGGAACUGUGUGUGGCCAAGCUGUCCCAGGAUUGGUUUCCCCUUCUUGAACUUCUUGCCAUGGCCUUAAAUCCUCACUGCAAAUUCCAUCUAUACAAUGGUACUCGUCCCUCAGAAACAGUUCCUGCAGGUGUCCAGCUUGCUGAAGAUGAACUUUAUGCCCGUCCUCCUGACCCACGAUCACCAAAGGGUUGGCUAGUAGAUCUUAUCAACAAGUUUGGCACAUUGAAUGGAUUUCAGAUAUUACAUGAUCGCUUCAUGAGUGGAUCAGCAUUGAAUGUUCAGAUAAUUGCAGCGCUCAUCAAGCCGUUUGGACAAUGUUACGAAUUUUUAACAUUACAUACAGUGAAGAAAUAUUUCCUUCCAAUUAUAGAAAUGGUUCCACAGUUUUUAGAAAAUUUAACAGAUGAUGAACUGAAAAAAGAAGCAAAGAAUGAAGCCAAAAAUGAUGCUCUGUCAAUGAUAAUCAAAUCCCUAAAGAACUUAGCUUCAAGAGUUCCAGGACAAGAAGAAACUGUAAAAAACUUAGAAAUAUUUAGAUUAAAAAUGAUACUUAGGUUGUUACAAAUUUCUUCUUUCAAUGGUAAAAUGAAUGCACUAAAUGAAGUUAACAAAGUAAUAUCCAGUGUGUCAUAUUAUACUCAUCGACAUGGUAAUCCUGAAGAGGAAGAAUGGCUUACAGCUGAAAGAAUGGCAGAAUGGAUCCAGCAGAAUAAUAUUUUAUCAAUUGUGUUGAGAGAUAGUCUUCAUCAACCUCAAUAUGUAGAGAAGUUAGAGAAAAUUCUUCGUUUUGUCAUCAAAGAAAAAGCCCUCACUUUGCAGGAUCUUGACAACAUUUGGGCUGCACAGGCAGGAAAACAUGAAGCCAUUGUAAAAAACGUACAUGAUCUCCUUGCAAAAUUAGCUUGGGACUUCUCACCUGAACAGCUUGAUCACCUCUUUGAUUGUUUUAAGGCAAGUUGGACAAAUGCAAGCAAGAAACAGCGCGAGAAGCUACUUGAGUUAAUUCGUCGUCUUGCAGAGGAUGACAAGGAUGGUGUGAUGGCCCAUAAAGUGCUGAACCUUUUGUGGAAUUUGGCCCAUAGUGAUGAUGUACCAGUUGAUAUCAUGGACCAGGCUCUUAGUGCCCAUAUUAAAAUCUUAGAUUACAGCUGUUCACAGGAUCGAGAUACACAAAAGAUCCAGUGGAUAGAUCGUUUUAUAGAAGAGCUCCGCACAAAUGAUAAGUGGGUUAUUCCUGCACUGAAACAAAUUAGAGAAAUCUGCAGUUUGUUUGGUGAAGCACCACAAAACUUGAGUCAAACUCAGAGAAGUCCCCAUGUGUUUUAUCGACACGACUUAAUCAAUCAACUUCAGCACAAUCAUGCCCUAGUUACAUUGGUUGCAGAAAAUCUCUCUGCCUAUAUGGAAAGCAUGAGGCAGUAUGCUAAAGAGCAUGGUGAAUAUGAUCCUCAAACUGUAAGGCCAGGAAGCAGAUAUAGUCAUGUGCAGGAAGUACAGGAACGACUGAACUUCUUACGAUUUUUAUUGAAGGAUGGUCAGCUGUGGCUCUGUGCCCCUCAGGCGAAGCAAAUAUGGAAGUGUUUAGCUGAGAAUGCGGUUUAUCUUUGUGAUCGCGAAGCCUGUUUUAAAUGGUAUUCCAAACUAAUGGGGGAUGAACCAGACUUAGACCCUGACAUUAAUAAGGACUUCUUUGAAAAUAAUGUGCUUCAGCUGGAUCCUUCCCUGUUAACAGAAAAUGGAAUGAAAUGUUUUGAACGUUUCUUCAAAGCUGUGAACUGUCGAGAAGGCAAGCUAGUAGCAAAGAGACGAGCCUAUAUGAUGGAUGAUCUGGAAUUAAUAGGGUUAGACUACCUUUGGAGGGUUGUGAUUCAGGGAAAUGAUGACAUCGCAAACAGAGCAAUAGAUCUUCUUAAAGAGAUCUAUACUAAUCUUGGCCCGAGGUUACAAGUUAAUCAGGUAGUGAUUCAUGAAGACUUCAUUCAGUCCUGUUUUGAUCGUCUGAAAGCCUCCUAUGAUACAUUAUGUGUUUUGGAUGGAGAUAAAGACAGUAUCAAUUGUGCAAGGCAAGAAGCAAUACGUAUGGUGAGAGUAUUGACUGUUUUAAGAGAGUAUAUAAAUGAAUGUGACAGUGAUUACCAUGAAGAGAGGACUAUUCUGCCUAUGUCAAGAGCUUUCCGUGGUAAACACAUCACACUGGUAGUUCGUUUUCCAAACCAAGGCCGACAGGUGGAAGAUUUGGAUAUUUGGUCUCAUACAAACGACACGAUUGGCCAGGUUCGGCGUUGCAUUCUCAACCGUAUUAAAGCCAAUAGUGCGCACACAAAAGUAGAACUCUUCAUUGGUGGUGAGCUGGUGGACCCUGCAGAUGACAGAAAAUUAAUUGGGCAGUUGAAUCUCAAAGAUAAAACGCUAAUUACGGCAAAGCUUACACAGAUAAAUUCUAAUAUGCCCUCAAGUCCAGAUAGUUCUUCUGACUCUUCAACUGGUUCCCCUGGCAACCAUGGCAAUCAUUACAGUGAUGGUCCAAACCCAGAAGUUGAAAGCUGUUUGCCUGGAGUGAUCAUGUCACUGCAUCCUCGAUACAUCUCCUUUCUUUGGCAAGUUGCAGACUUGGGCAGUAGCCUAAAUAUGCCACCUCUGAGGGAUGGAGCACGAGUUCUUAUGAAGCUCAUGCCACCAGAUAACACUACAGUUGAGAAACUAAGAGCUAUUUGUUUAGAUCAUGCAAAGCUUGGGGAAAGCAGCCUUAGUCCAUCCCUUGAUUCUCUAUUCUUUGGUCCUUCUGCCUCGCAAGUGCUGUAUCUAACAGAGGUAGUUUAUGCCUUGUUAAUGCCUGCCAGUGCACCUCUGGGAGAAGAUGCCAGUGACUUCCAAUACAACUUCCUAAAAAGUGGUGGUUUGCCUCUUGUGUUGAGCAUGCUGACUAGAAAUAACUUCCUGCCAAAUGCAGAUAUGGAAACUCGAAGGGGUGCCUACCUUAAUGCUCUAAAAAUAGCCAAAUUAUUACUAACAGCAAUUGGAUAUGGCCAUGUUCGAGCUGUGGCAGAAGCUUGUCAGCCAGUUGUGGAAGGCACAAGUACAAUUUCACCGAUAAACCAGGCUACGCAUGACCAGGCAGUGGUGCUACAAAAUGCCCUACAAAACAUUCCUAAUCCAACUUCAGAAUGCAUGCUAAGAAAUGUAGCAAUACGUCUUGCACAGCAAAUAUCUGAUGAGGCUUCAAAGUACAUCCCUGAUAUCUGUGUUAUUAGGGCAGUACAAAAAAUUGUCUGGGCAUCGGGUUGCGGGUCAGUUCAGCUGGUUUUCAGCUCAAAUGAGGAAAUCAGUAAAAUCUAUGAAAAGACAAAUGCAGGAAAUGAACCAGACAUGGAAGAUGAGCAAGUUUGCUGUGAAGCGUUGGAGGUGAUGACCCUGUGUUUUGCUUUGAUUCCAACAGCACUGGAUGCACUCAGUAAAGAAAAGGCGUGGCAGACAUUUAUCAUUGAUUUGCUAUUGCACUGUCACAGCAAAACUGUUCGUCAAAUGGCACAGGAGCAAUUCUUUUUAAUGGCCACCAGGUGCUGCAUGGGACAGAGACCUCUCCUUUUCUUCAUUACCCUGCUGUUUACUGUUCUAGGGAGUACUGCAAGAGAGAGAGCUAAGCAUUCUGGAGACUACUUCACUCUCUUAAGACAUCUUCUUAACUAUGCUUACAACAGUAAUAUUAAUGUACCCAAUGCUGAAGUUCUUCUCAAUAAUGAAAUUGACUGGCUUAAGAGGAUUAGGGAUGAAGUAAAAAGAACAGGGGAAACAGGUGUUGAAGAAACUAUCUUAGAGGGUCAUCUUGGAGUAACAAAAGAGUUGUUAGCAUUCCAGACACCCGAGAAGAAAUACCAUAUUGGUUGUGAAAAAGGAGGUGCUAAUCUCAUUAAAGAGUUGAUAGAUGAUUUCAUCUUUCCGGCAUCGAAUGUUUAUCUACAGUACAUGAGAAAUGGAGAACUGCCUGCUGAGCAGGCCAUCCCAGUCUGUAGUUCACCAGCUACUAUUAAUGCUGGGUUUGAGCUACUAGUUGCACUAGCAGUUGGAUGUGUGCGAAAUCUCAAACAGAUAGUAGAUACCUUGACUGAAAUGUAUUACAUAGCUUGUGAAGCGCUUACAGAAUGGGAGUAUCUACCACCUGUUGGGCCUCGACCACCAAAGGGAUUUGUAGGACUCAAAAAUGCUGGUGCCACUUGUUACAUGAACUCUGUCAUUCAGCAGCUGUACAUGAUUCCAGCCAUCAGGAAUGGAAUUCUUGCAAUUGAAGGCACAGGCAGUGAUGUAGAUGAUGACAUGUCUGGGGAUGAAAAGCAGGACAAUGAGAGCAACGUUGACCCACGAGAUGAUGUGUUUGGUUAUCCACAUCAGUAUGAAGACAAACCAGCACUGAGUAAAACAGAAGAUAGAAAAGAGUACAAUAUUGGAGUUCUGAGGCAUCUCCAAGUGAUUUUUGGUCAUUUAGCAGCUUCCAGGCUACAGUACUAUGUACCAAGAGGGUUUUGGAAACAAUUUAGACUUUGGGGUGAACCUGUAAAUCUACGUGAACAACAUGAUGCUUUAGAAUUUUUUAAUUCCUUGGUGGACAGUUUAGAUGAAGCUUUGAAAGCUUUGGGCCAUCCAGCAAUGUUAAGUAAAGUUUUAGGAGGGUCCUUUGCUGAUCAGAAGAUUUGUCAAGGAUGCCCACAUCGGUACGAAUGUGAGGAAUCCUUCACAACUCUGAAUGUAGAUAUACGAAAUCACCAGAACCUUCUUGAUUCUUUAGAACAGUAUGUCAAAGGAGAUCUAUUGGAAGGUGCAAAUGCAUAUCAUUGUGAAAAAUGCAACAAAAAGGUGGAUACAGUGAAGCGCUUGUUGAUAAAGAAGUUGCCUCCAGUUCUUGCAAUCCAGUUGAAACGAUUUGAUUACGACUGGGAAAGGGAAUGUGCAAUCAAGUUCAAUGAUUAUUUUGAAUUUCCACGAGAGCUGGAUAUGGAGCCUUACACAGUGGCAGGUGUAGCUAAAUUGGAAGGAGAUGAUGUAAAUCCUGAAAAUCAGAUAAUACAAAAUGAACAGUCUGAAAAUGAACACUCUGGGAGCACAAAAUACAGGCUUGUUGGUGUACUUGUGCACAGUGGCCAGGCCAGCGGUGGACAUUAUUACUCUUAUAUCAUCCAGAGGAAUGGUGGAGAUGGGGAGAAGAAUCGGUGGUAUAAAUUUGAUGAUGGAGAUGUGACAGAGUGUAAAAUGGACGAUGAUGAAGAAAUGAAAAAUCAAUGUUUUGGUGGAGAAUACAUGGGUGAAGUAUUUGAUCACAUGAUGAAGCGUAUGUCCUACAGACGCCAGAAGAGGUGGUGGAAUGCUUAUAUACUUUUUUAUGAACGUAUGGACACAAUAGACAAAGACAAUGAACUCAUAAAAUAUAUUUCAGAACUCGCUAUCACCACUAAGCCCCAUCAGAUUAAAAUGCCAUCAGCCAUUGAACGAAGUGUACGGAAGCAGAACGUACAGUUCAUGCAUAAUCGGAUGCAGUACAGCCUAGAAUACUUCCAGUUCAUAAAGAAGUUACUUACUUGUAAUAGUGUCUACUUAAAUCCUCCUCCAGGACAAGAUCAUCUGUUGCCUGAAGCAGAAGAAAUAACUAUGAUUAGUAUUCAGCUUGCUGCUAGAUUUCUCUUCACCACAGGAUUCCAUACAAAGAAAAUAGUCCGUGGCCCUGCUAGUGAUUGGUAUGAUGCACUAUGCAUCCUUCUUCGUCACAGCAAGAAUGUACGCUUUUGGUUUGCACACAACGUCCUUUUUAAUGUUUCAAACCGCUUCUCGGAGUAUCUCUUGGAGUGCCCUAGUGCAGAAGUGAGGGGUGCAUUUGCAAAACUUAUAGUAUUUAUUGCACAUUUUUCAUUGCAAGAUGGACCAUGUCCUUCACCUUUUGCCUCUCCUGGACCUUCCAGUCAGACUUAUGAUAACUUAAGUUUAAGUGAUCACUUGCUGAGAGCGGUACUAAAUCUUCUAAGAAGGGAAGUAUCUGAACAUGGGCGCCAUUUACAGCAGUAUUUCAAUCUGUUUGUGAUGUAUGCCAAUCUAGGUAAGCACAUAACACACACUUUUACUGAUGACACUGACUUAAACUGGUUUUUGUUAAUGACUCAGUUACACAG